Messenger RNA from Elaeis guineensis (African oil palm), 3507 nucleotides. RefSeq names its product pentatricopeptide repeat-containing protein At4g35130, chloroplastic. The record is from RefSeq and is a predicted model, not a curated record. Gene Ontology annotation, molecular function: protein binding; zinc ion binding; RNA binding. Gene Ontology annotation, biological process: RNA modification. Lineage: Eukaryota; Viridiplantae; Streptophyta; Magnoliopsida; Arecales; Arecaceae.
AUCAUUGAACUUCAUUAUACAAAAAUAUAUUUUUUUCUACAAUAAUAUCAGUACGGAGUUUAGUAUCAAGAUGGCAAAUCUCGAUCCUAAGCUGUCGAUAGUGCAUAUGAAAAGUCCAUUAAGCCCACAUUGUGUGCUUGCUUCGAAAUGUAAUAUCCGAUCAUUUUCAGGUAUUACAUUCCUACAGGUUUCAUCAGCCUUUUUAUGCCCAUGUGGGGCAGACACUAUCAUCUGGCAUCCACCCUAGCAUUUUUGUCACCUCUUUCCCCCGUGAAACUUCUCAUGGGUCCAGCACCAGCACCAAGGGAUAAAUUCUGACCCCUCUAAAGCAUGAUAACAAUAUCCAAGAGGAGAUCCCCACUAUUUUCGUUUGGAUAAUACAAGAAAAAAAGAGAGAAAAAACCAGGAACACACAAAUGGGUAUAACACCCGCCCCAACGCUUCCCACUUUCCCACCCUGGGCAUCAUGGCCACAGCUUUCCUCCCCAGCUUCUGCAACAACUCCGGCAACAUCUCCCCACAACGACUACUCGACCCACAGCCUCAUCUCCUCUCCGCAUCAAAUGAUCUCAAAACCAAACCUCCAUCCAAAUUGAACAAAGCCUCCGUCGCCCGCACCCUCCUCUCCUACAUCGAUUCCAGCCGAAUGGAGGAAGCUCUCUCGCUUUUCGAAACCACGAAGAAGCCCGACACUUUUCUCUGGAACCUCAUGAUCAGAGGAUACGCAAACAGCGAAUUCUACCAAGAGGCCAUGGAUUUUUAUCAUCGUAUGCAGGCUGCUGGGAUGCGAGCGGAUAACUUCACCUUCCCAUUCGUGAUCAAGUCUUGCAUCGCCUUGUCCUCUUUCGAUGAAGGAUUAAAAGUCCAUGGAAGGCUGUUCAAGGUUGGAUUGGAUUCGGAUCUUUUCAUAUGCAAUUCUCUGAUAGGCAUGUAUUCGAAGUUCGGACUUGUAGAGGAUGCCGAGAGGGUGUUCGAUGAAAUGCCGAUAAGAGACAUUGUUUCUUGGAACUCGAUGAUUGAUGGCUAUGUGCUAAAUGGGGAAGGGUGGAGAUCGCUGAUUUGCUUCAGGGAGAUGCAAGAGGCUUCUGGGUUGCAACAUGAUCGGUAUGGGGUUAUGAGUGCUCUUGCAGCCUGUUCUUUGGAGAUGUCUGCGAAUCAAGGGAAGGAGAUUCAUUGCCAUGUAAUAAGGCAUGGGCUUGAAUCAGAUAUCAAGGUUCAAACUUCCCUUCUUGAUAUGUAUUGCAAAUGUGGAAAGGUUUUCUAUGCUGAGAGAUUGUUUCAGACAAUGAAUCAAAGAAAUGUUGUGACUUGGAAUGCUUUAAUUGGUGGAUAUGCUCUGAACAAUCAACCCCACAAGGCAUUUGCUUGUAUUGUCGAAAUGCAAGCCGAUAGCAUCGGUCCAGAUGCGGUCACAAUGGUGAAUCUACUCCCGGCUUGUGGUCAGGUAAGAGGCAUAUCUCAUGGGAAAGCAAUUCAUGGCUUGUCGAUCAGAAAAAGUUUUCUCCCCCAUCUGGUUCUGGAGACUGCUUUGAUCGAUAUGUAUGCGAAAUGUGGGGAACUAGGAUCAGCAGAAUGGUUAUUUGAUCAGAUGACUGAAAAGAGUUUGGUAUCAUGGAAUGCCAUGAUUGCAGCUUAUGUACAAAAUGGGAGAAACAUGAAGGCUUUGGAGGUUUUCCUUAACCUUUGUAACAGGAAUUUAGAACCAGAUCUCUUCACCAUCUCAAGCAUCAUGCCGGCAUAUGCCGAGCUAGCAUCACUGCGGUAUGGAAAGCAAAUACACAGUUAUGUUUUGAAGUCAAAGUAUGGAAGCAACACUUUGGUUUUGAAUUGCAUCAUAUAUAUGUAUGCAAGAUGUGGUGAUUUAAAGACCUCAAGAGAGGUGUUUGACAGAAUGGUGUGCAAGGACAUCGUUUCAUGGAACACAAUUAUAAUUGGAUAUGGGUAUCAUGGGCAUGGGAAAAUAGCGUUAGAUCUGUUUUCUGAUAUGAAAAGUAAAGGGAUUCAACCGAAUGAGAGUACCUUUGUAUCGGUAUUAACUGCUUGCAGCUUGUCAGGCUUGGUAGAUGAAGGUUGGCUGAAUUUUAAUGCUAUGCAACAGGAAUACAACAUUUCUCCUCAGAUUGAGCAUUAUGGAUGUAUGGUUGAUCUCCUAGGCCGAACUGGAGAUCUCAAAGAGGCGGUAGACUUCAUAGAGAGAAUGCCAUUGGUCCCAACAGCAAGGAUUUGGGGAUCUCUUUUAACCGCAAGCAGAAACAAAAAUGACAUAGAAAUGGCAGAGUUUGCGGCGGAGAAAAUCUUUGCACUAGAACACGAUAAUACCGGCUGUUAUGUUCUGCUUUCCAGCAUGUAUGCUGAUGCAGGGAGGUGGUCGGAUGUCGAGAGGGUGAAAUCUCUUAUGAAGGAAGAAGGGGUACAAAAGACAACAGCUAGGAGCCUGCUUGAGCUUGAUGGUAAGACAUGCACUUUUAUUAAUGGAGACAUGUCACAUGACCAAAGCAAUAUAACCCAUGAAGUAUCAGACAUCCUCUCAAAAGGAAUAGGGGAAACUGCAAAUGAUUCUGAUUUUGUGUUUAAUCCAGUAGAAGUAGGAGCAAAGAAAGCAUCAUUGCCUAAAAGGCACAGUGUAAGGCUUGCAGUUGUUUUUGGCUUAAUAUCCACAACAGUGGGAAGCCCCAUCCUCGUAAAGAAGAAUGUCAGGAUAUGCAAUGACUGCCAUCAUGCUAUUAAGUUGAUAUCUAGAUAUAGCAAACGGGAAAUUAUUAUAGGGGAUACAAGGAUCUAUCAUCACUUCACUGAUGGGUUCUGUUGCUGUGGUGAUUAUUGGUGAUUUUCUCCUUCAUAGAUUGGAUCCUGAUAUUCUUGAUAAAAACUAUGGUCCAAGCAUACAGAGGUAAUGCAAUGAUUAGCAGGUUCAAAUGACUUGGACAUUGGCAAAGUGCAGCCUGAUGAUGAAAGUGAGAUAAAAAGUCUAUCAAACUGUUCCAAGAGGCAUGAAAUCCACAAAUGAACCUGCACUACUGAACAAAUAAGCUUACAAGGUGAAAGUAGAGAAAAGGUUCAUGUUAAACCAAGCUUUUGUUGUUUUUUUUUUCUUGAGCUGGAUUUGCUGGAGAUUGGAGAAUUGGAGCAUUGUGAGCUCAAUUCAUUUGGAAGCUCUAGGAACUUGAGAACAUUAAAGCAUGCCCAACUUGAAUGUCUACAAUUUUGUUGACAGAGAACCCUAAAGAGCAGAACUAAUUUGCUUCCGGGGCAGGGAGACCAGUUGAAGGAAUUUGCUUCAGCUCUUUCUGGGUCAAAUUUAUGUACUCUGAAUCUGCAAUGUGAUGUAAAUUAUUCGAAGUACCAACUGAACUUUUCAAGGGGCGGCUGCUUCGAAUUGUAUAAAGUGAACAGGACUGCAAAAGCAAGUGUGUGCCGAAACUGUGUCAUAAAUAUAACUGUCCAUGUAUCUAGGAUUAAAACUGUGACAGCGGUCAACACGUCAAGAAUAAAGUAAAACAAUAAUUU